UCCUCCCCUCUUGUUUCCUAAUUUUAUUUCUUAUAAUAUCUAUUAUUUCGAUUUCCUUAUAAGAGAAGUUUAAGGGAAAACAAGAUUUUAGGCGGGAAAUAAUAGAAAUCUUUUUUUGGCGGCCAUACUGAAGCCCAAAUUAACAAUUCCUCCUCCUAGGGUUUCUAGUGGAGAGAAGAAUGAAGAGAGCAGGCAUCGAAGAGAACCUCUUAGCGAUCCUCGACUCCGCCUCCGAUUCUAAACACACACCAGACGCCAACGAUGACAGGCUUGCAUUUCUGGAAGCAGUUCGCAGCGCUUGCAUUGUUAAUGAAAAUCCUCCAACAAGCAAAAUGCGUGAGGCGGUGUUUCAAAUUUUGAGGGUUGGGAAAUCAUUGGAAUUGAUUACGGAAAGUUUUCGCCUUUUAAAUGAGUUGGAUAAGCGUUUUCCACGCGUGUAUUUGUCAGAGAAAGAAGCAUCAGAGUCAUCUCACCUAGUCGUGGUUGAGGAGGGCUGGUCGCCAUUUCUUUUUAAUUUGGAAAAUGCAUCUAGAGAGAGGGGAGCUGGUGGCAGAAGCAUUAGCGGACCACUUGACUCAUUGGGUUUCCUUCAGUUAAUGCAAGAACUUGCUGAAGUGGCUAAUGAGGGAAACCUUCAAGCAUUAGAAAUAAAGGUUGGGAUACUCUUCCCAGUUCAGUCACUUGCUGAGCAUUCUUCCGACAUGCCUUUCUUUCAGUCACUGAGGAACAUGUUGCUGUUUCAAUAUCUUGUCAAUGCUCUUGAAGGAGACUUUUUACCACGUAACAGGGUGUAUGAAGAAACCAUGAAUUGGACCCACCUAAGGGAGUCUUUGCUCAACAUGCUUUUGAGUACAAGAAGAAUAAACUACAAAGGCUUGAUGAAAGAUUGCUUAUCCAUUAUGUGUGGAUUGUUUGACGUUUCUGCUGGAAUAAGCGAGGAUCUAGAAUCUCCUGACAAUGCUGCUUCAAAACUAUCUCAUAAUGGCAAUACAGCUUCAGCAUUAGCUUUGUUUGAAUUAGGAAAUAAUGCUUGUAUUGCCUUGCAAAAACUUCUGAUAAUGAUUAUGGACCUUGACAUGUCUAGGAAGAAAGCAGACAUGCAAGGUUCUACAACCAGAGCUGAUGGUGUGAGGACCCCUCUAAUGGAGAUAAUUUUGGAUGAGCUAACUUAUGACAUAGAUAUGCUUUCUCCAUUUCUUAAGGUAUUUAAUGAGCCUAAGUGGAAGCUCGAAAUCAUCUUGCAGUAUUUUUCAAAAUACACCACUAGAGUGUCCACUCGCACUCGGAGAUCAAAUGGUCCUACUGAGGAUGCAACAACAUUCAGUGGAGUCUUAAACUGCUUUUCCAAUAUCACCAGUACACGAAGCAUUACCAAAAAGAUAAAAGCAGAUGUAGUUCAGGUGCUUUUAGCACAUGCUUUUCAGGCACAUUUGUCAUCGUCAUCUCAACAAGAUGCUGAUGGCAUCUCUGCUUCGAAGGAUGAAGGAAGGAGCAGCUCUCUAGUGGAAAUAUGCGAGAACAUAAUCUCUGCAUUUAAUAAUUUGAGAAGAACAGAUGCUUGCCCACAAAUUAGUUGGCGGAGAUGGCAUGCUGCAAUGCUGCUUCGCUGAAGGUGACAGAGAGUGAUAACCUUGGUAUCAUUCUGAAUGGAAAUCAAAAUCACUAUCCUACAUCAUCAUCAUCAUUUUUAUUCAAUGGAAGGUACAUCAUCAUAAUAACAAGAUCUUGGCAAAAUUUGAUCACGGUACAGGAAGAUAGAGAUUUUGCCAAUUGGAAAGGAGGCGCUGUUUACUGCAGCAACAAUCCUCUCAACAGAGACAGGAGCUCAUGUAUAAUAAAGGAUGCAGGUAAUCUGAACAUAUUGUUACAUGUGGACAUGCUCCUCUGAAGUGCUUGUAAAGAAUAUCUCUGUAAGCUAUUCAUAUCUUUUGUAGCUAAAUUGAUCAUUUCACUUAAAUAUCAUACUAGUUUCUUCUGGCUC
Molecule: messenger RNA, 1981 nt
Organism: Populus nigra (black poplar)
Lineage: Eukaryota; Viridiplantae; Streptophyta; Magnoliopsida; Malpighiales; Salicaceae
Product: negative regulator of systemic acquired resistance SNI1
Exons: 15
Coding region: 180-1610 (476 amino acids)
Biological process (GO): DNA damage response; negative regulation of DNA-templated transcription; negative regulation of systemic acquired resistance
Cellular component (GO): Smc5-Smc6 complex; nucleus
Molecular function (GO): transcription cis-regulatory region binding
Source: RefSeq, a predicted model, not a curated record